Messenger RNA from Dipodomys ordii (Ord's kangaroo rat), 378 nucleotides. Its product is annotated as dnaJ homolog subfamily C member 13-like. The annotation marks the transcript as partial. Gene Ontology annotation, biological process: endosome organization; regulation of early endosome to late endosome transport; receptor-mediated endocytosis. Gene Ontology annotation, cellular component: endosome membrane. Lineage: Eukaryota; Metazoa; Chordata; Mammalia; Rodentia; Heteromyidae. The transcript has 3 exons. The record is from RefSeq and is a predicted model, not a curated record.
GAAGGUGACAAAGAAAUUGCUACCAAAAUGCAGGAGCUUGCCCUCAGUGAAGGCGCCUUACCUCGACACCUGCACACUGCGAUGUUUACAAUAAGUUCAGAUCCGAGGAUGCUUACCCAUAGACAGCUAAGUAGACAUUUAGUGGGACUCUGGACAGCUGAUAACGCAACCGCGACAAACUUGUUGAAACGCAUUUUGCCCCCAGGCUUGUUGGCUUACUUAGACAGCUCAGAUGCAGUUCCUGAGAAGGAUGCUGAUCGGAUGCAUGUUCGUGAUAAUGUGAAAAUCGCAAUGGUAAGUACGCCAUCCUCCAUGACCCAUCCGCAUGAAAUCACUCACACACGCUCCACGCUGAAAAUUACCUCAGCAUCUCUCCUG